ACAGGAAGUUGGUCAGUGAGCAGCGUAAUUGUGCUGCUGUCCAGUUUAUCUCAUAACAUUCAGACAAAAAACAAGCUUUCGUAUCAGUUGCCGGUAAACACAAGAGAGCGUGCGAGUUUUUAAUCGUCCUUCAGCAUGUCUGGUGACCGUGGAAAGGACGAUAUAUUUGACAGUAUCGUCAUGGCAGAUGAGAGGUUCCGUGGAGAGGGUUAUCAAGAGGGAUUUGAGAAAGGAGUCCAGCGGGGGCUGCAGGAAGGCCGCAGACAUGGAGCGUCGCACGGGGCAAAGCUGUCGGCUGAGAUUUCCUUUUAUUAUGGAUUUGCCAUCUCAUGGAAAUGUUUCCUCCAACACAAUACUGACCCCAAAUCGAGAAAGCGUGUGAAAGUGCUGGAGAGUCUCCUGGCUUUGACUGAAAACUCACAGCAUGACGAUCCCCAGUCGGUGAAAUUACAGGAGGACAUGGAGAAGCUCCGCGCCAAGUUCAGACAGGUCUGCGCUUUGAUGAACGUCCCUUCUGACUUCAAGGAUUACGUCAAAACGUCUGGUGGGAAUUCCUUCUGAAUGGUUCUUGAGUGGAGAAGAAGGUGGAGCUGCUACAUGGUGACCCUGCUGCCCAUCCCUCAGCCAGGCGGCGGCGGCGGCGAGGGGGUCCCCGCAGAGUGCAGUGUGGAGCAGUGACUGGAGAUCCAGCUGUAAUCUGGACUCCACAGUCACAGCGUGCUGGCAGAAGAGUUCACAGUGUAAACCUGUUAAACCAGAAGAGGAGGAGCCAACAAACUUACUCCGCUCAGUGUGCUACGAGUCGAGUCGACAUGUUAGCAGACCAGGAAGAGACAUCAGAUUCCAUGUGGAACGUGUGAAGUGAAUAUGUCUGAUGGUACUGAGGUGGAAGAGCGCCGGCCUGAUUGUUUUUACGUGUAAAACCUGAUCAUUGGACAUUAUUCAGUGGUUAUCUUAAUGCUGUAGGUGUCCAGUGUGGAGACACUGGACAAAGAUUAUGUGAUUGGCAGGACUGCUGACCAAUCAAACAUGACAUAAAUCAUGAUUUCUUGAUUGUGAGAAUUCAUUGAAUUAAUCUGAAGUGGAAAAUAAUAAACACAAUGUAACAUUGAAGGAUGUCUGUUACCUGUGUUUAUCCAUCA
This is a messenger RNA of Thalassophryne amazonica, 1142 nucleotides long. It is a transcript of the gene lto1, whose product is annotated as LTO1 maturation factor of ABCE1. The coding region runs from base 136 to 561 and encodes 141 amino acids. NCBI's taxonomy places the organism in Eukaryota, Metazoa, Chordata, Actinopteri, Batrachoidiformes, Batrachoididae. The record is from RefSeq and is a predicted model, not a curated record. The transcript is spliced from 5 exons.